Messenger RNA from Cylas formicarius (sweet potato weevil), 835 nucleotides. RefSeq names its product microsomal glutathione S-transferase 1-like. Gene Ontology annotation, cellular component: membrane. The record is from RefSeq and is a predicted model, not a curated record. The transcript is spliced from 3 exons. NCBI's taxonomy places the organism in Eukaryota, Metazoa, Arthropoda, Insecta, Coleoptera, Brentidae. Bases 271 to 759 code for a protein of 162 amino acids.
UUUCUUACAGAUUUUGAGAUAAGGUAUAACCUCAUAAUAAACGGGCCACCCUGUACAUCAACUUUCGCUUCCUCGUCCGCAAUUCGAACUCUGCGCCGAGCAGGCGACCCAAACCUGUUGGCCUUACGCAACGCUUUAAUUGAUGUUUUCGCUUAACGAUGCCGUCGCAUGAUGAUGAACUGAAAACCAAUGUUCAAAAUACGUGCCACAACUUCGCUCUGACGACGCGUGAGAAUCGUCCGAUUAAUUUUCUCCCGAAAACAAAAAAAAAUGCAGACGAACAACGGGACUUCCGCCAACGAUAUUCUCAGCCUGGACAACCCGGCGUUCUGCACUUACGUAAUCUGCUGCUGCCUGCUGAUUCUCAAGAUGAUGGGCCUCGUUCUCCUCACGAUAUUCCACAGGCAAACGAACAAGCAGGUGGGCAUCAGCGAAGAAGACGCCCGGUUCGGCAUGGAAGUAGCCCUCCAUCCCAACGUAGAACGCACGAGAAGGGCGUUCCUGAACGACCUCGAGAACAUCCCGGCGUUCCUGUUCCUCAGCUUCGCCUACCUGUGGACGCGGCCAAUUUCCACACUCGUUCAUGUUGUCUACUACGCCUUUUUGGUGGCCAGGGCUUUGCAUUCGUUCGUUUACGCCGUGUACGUGGUGCCCCAACCCGCGCGAGCAAUCUGCUUCGCGAUCGGUUUCAUAAUCAAUGGGUACUUGGCGGCGCACACGGCCAUCUACGUUUUCAUCGUCGGCUACUUGAAAAAAUAACAGCGCACGCGCGCGCGCCAUCUUUAUCUGUUUUUACUGGUAUUGCUGUUCGGAUAAAUAAAACCAGAUGAUAUGA